GAUUAUUCUUGAAGUGGUAAGUAACUAAUUCCCAUCCAAAAUCCAACAUUAUUAAUCCAUACACCCAAAUCACAGCUAAUAAAUUCUCUCCAAUAGGGAUGACUCUGCCCUAAUUAGCCCCACCACUACACUUCCUCUCCCGCAAACGAGCCCUUAAAACCCCAAACCCCCAAACCUCCACGCUCCGACUGCCAUAGAGCCGACUCCAUCGCCGCCCCCCAUUUCCACCUCCACCUCCGACUACCUCUGUUGAAGCUCUAAAUCGCUGCCAUGGACGCCGAGUCAGCUCAGCUCCAACAAGCGCAGCUGGCGGCGAUCCUCGGCCCCGACCCGGCCCCCUUCGAAACCCUAAUUUCGCACCUCAUGUCCGCCUCCAAUGACCAGCGGUCCCAGGCCGAGGCCAUCUUCAAUCUGUGCAAGCAGCGUGAUCCGGAUUCUCUGUCUCUCAAGCUCGCGCAUCUUAUCCAGUAUUCGCAGCACAUCGAGGCGCGCGCGAUGUCAGCGAUCCUUCUCCGGAAGCAGCUCACUCGCGACGACUCGUUCCUGUGGCCGCGCCUAUCGCCGGCGACGCAGUCGUCCCUCAAGUCGAUCCUCCUCUCCUGCGUGCAGAGCGUGGAGGCGAAUACGAUAUCGAAGAAGAUAUGCGACACAAUCGCGGAGCUUGCGUCGGCAAUUUUGAACGAGAAUGGUUGGCCGGAGCUCCUGCCUUUUAUGUUCCAGUGCGUGUCGUCCGAUUCGCCGAAGCUUCAGGAGUCUGCGUUCCUGAUUUUCGCGCAGCUGGCGCAAUACAUCGGUGAAACCCUGAUUCCGCACAUAAAGAGUUUGCACAGCGUGUUUUUGCAGUGUUUAAGCUCGGCGAGCAGUUCUUCGGAUGUAAAGAUCGCGGCUUUGAACGCCGCAAUCAAUUUCGUGCAGUGUUUGGAGAAUUCGGCAGAUAGGGAUCGGUUUCAGGAUUUGUUGCCUGCUAUGAUGAGAACUUUAAUGGAGGCGUUGAACGGUGGACAGGAGGCGACGGCGCAAGAGGCGUUAGAACUGUUGAUUGAGCUGGCUGGGACAGAGCCGAGAUUUUUGAGGAGGCAGAUUGUCGAUGUUGUAGGGUCUAUGUUGCAGAUUGCAGAGGCGGAGUCAUUGGAGGAGGGGACGAGGCAUUUGGCGAUCGAGUUCGUGAUUACUCUUGCGGAAGCAAGGGAGCGCGCCCCAGGGAUGAUGAGGAAGUUACCGCAGUUCAUAAGUAGGUUGUUUGCGAUCUUGAUGAAGAUGCUUUUGGAUGUUGAGGAUGAUCCGGCAUGGCAUAGUGCUGAAACCGAGAGUGAGGAUGCUGGCGAAACGAGUAAUUACAGUGUUGGGCAGGAGUGCUUGGACAGGCUCUCAAUUUCACUUGGUGGGAAUACCAUUGUGCCGGUUGCGUCCGAGCAGCUUCCGGCUUAUUUGGCUGCUCCGGAGUGGCAGAAGCACCAUGCAGCGCUUAUUGCCCUUGCACAAAUUGCUGAGGGAUGCUCGAAGGUGAUGAUAAAAACUUUGGAGCAUGUGGUUUCAAUGGUAUUGAACUCUUUUCAAGAUCCGCAUCCCCGUGUGAGGUGGGCAGCUAUAAAUGCUAUUGGGCAGUUGUCUACAGAUUUAGGCCCGGAUUUGCAAGUUCAAUACCAUCAAAGUGUGCUGCCAGCACUAGCCUCAGCUAUGGAUGAUUUCCAAAAUCCCCGAGUACAGGCACAUGCUGCUUCAGCAGUUCUGAACUUCAGCGAGAAUUGCACUCCAGAUAUUUUGACACCUUAUUUAGAUGGAAUUGUGAGCAAAUUGCUUGUCCUUCUUCAGAAUGGCAAACAAAUGGUGCAAGAGGGGGCCUUGACUGCUUUAGCAUCAGUUGCUGAUUCAUCUCAGGAGCACUUUCAAAAAUACUAUGACGCGGUUAUGCCUUAUCUGAAAGCUAUAUUGAUAAAUGCAACGGACAAGUCUAACCGUAUGCUUCGGGCCAAAGCCAUGGAAUGCAUUAGUUUGGUUGGAAUGGCCGUUGGAAAGGAUAAGUUUAGGGAUGAUGCUAAGCAGGUUAUGGAAGUGCUGAUGUCUUUACAAGGAUCUCAAAUGGAGGCUGAUGAUCCAACAACAAGUUACAUGCUGCAAGCAUGGGCCAGGCUUUGCAAGUGCUUGGGACAGGAUUUCCUCCCCUAUAUGAGUGUUGUCAUGCCUCCUUUGCUUCAAUCUGCUCAGCUGAAACCAGAUGUAACCAUUACAUCUGCGGAUUCGGACAAUGAUAUUGAAGAAUCCGAUGAUGAAGGGAUGGAGACCAUUACUCUUGGGGAUAAAAGAAUAGGGAUCAAGACUAGUGUCUUGGAGGAGAAAGCUACAGCUUGCAACAUGCUAUGUUGCUAUGCUGAUGAGUUGAAGGAAGGGUUCUAUCCAUGGAUUGAUCAGGUUGCUCCAACUUUAGUUCCACUUCUCAAAUUUUAUUUCCAUGAAGAAGUUAGGAAAGCUGCUGUUUCAGCCAUGCCGGAGCUGCUGCGUUCAGCAAAAUUAGCGGUUGAGAAAGGGCUAGCUCAAGGUCGAAAUGAGUCUUAUAUUAAGCAGCUGUCUGACUACAUAGUACCUGCCUUGGUCGAAGCUUUACACAAGGAACCUGAUACAGAAAUUUGUGCAAGCAUGUUGGAUGCAUUAAAUGAGUGUCUACAGAUAUCUGGACCACUUCUAGAUGAGAACCAGGUGAGAAGCAUUGUUGAUGAGAUAAAACAGGUGAUCACAGCUAGCUCUAGUAGAAAAGGGGAAAGAGCAGAGAGAGCCAAAGCUGAGGAUUUCGAUGCUGAGGAGGGUGAAUUGCUAAAAGAGGAGAAUGAGCAAGAAGAAGAAGUUUUUGACCAAGUGGGUGAAAUCUUGGGAACUUUGAUAAAGACAUUCAAGGCCUCUUUCUUGCCCUUCUUCGAUGAGCUGUCUUCAUAUCUAACACCUAUGUGGGGCAAGGAUAAAACUGCUGAAGAAAGAAGGAUUGCAAUCUGCAUUUUUGAUGAUGUUGCAGAACAAUGUCGAGAAACAGCUCUGAAGUACUACGAUAUGUAUCUUCCUUUCCUAUUGGAGGCCUGCAAUGAUGAGAAUGCGGAUGUUCGACAGGCAGCUGUAUAUGGACUUGGCGUGUGCGCUGAGUUUGGUGGUUCUGUGUUCAGACCUCUAGUUGGAGAGGCACUUUCAAGACUAAAUGUUGUGAUACGACAUCCUAAUGCACUGCAAUCGGAUAACAUAAUGGCAUAUGAUAAUGCUGUUUCUGCUCUAGGAAAAAUAUGCGCAUUUCAUCGUGAUAGCAUUGAUUCAGCGCAGGUCAUUCCUGCUUGGUUAAGCUGCUUGCCAAUAAAAGGUGAUUUGAUUGAGGCCAAGGUUGUACAUGACCAGCUUUGUUCAAUGGUUGAAAUGUCAGACAGGGAACUUUUGGGCCCCAACAAUCAGUAUCUUCCCAAAAUAGUUGCAGUUUUUGCCGAGGUUCUAUGUGCUGGGAAGGAUCUAGCAACAGAGCAAACUGCAAGUAGAAUGAUUAAUCUAUUGAGGCAGCUGCAGCAGACAUUACCGCCAUCCACCCUUGCUUCAACAUGGUCAUCCUUGCAGCCCCAGCAGCAGCUUGCAUUGCAAUCCAUCCUCCCGUCGUAGUAUUUGUAAACUGACGGUGGGCAUCGGCUUUGUCUCUCAUUUGUGGGGAACUGUUUGGUCUGGUUGGUUUGUGUCAUAUUUAUUGCCAAUUCUUUGCCAUAAAUUUUGCCAUCAUUCAUUUUUGCAUCAUGUUUUGCAAUAACCUGGCAUCUGUUUAGCUGAGAGUGAGUGUCGCUGCAGUUGUCGUGAACCCUUUUUUGUAGAAUGUGUAUAUUACCAAAAAAAAAAAAUUGUUUUGGUAGAUUUGUCAAAAAGUGUCCAAAAGGAAUGGAAGAGUGGGUAGCUCCGGUCUUGAGUUUUGUUUUUGUUUGGGUGGCUAGUGUGAGGUUUGGGGGUUGUCAGUGAUGGAAUUGUAGCAGUUUUGAUCCAAUCAUGUUAUGAAAAAAUUGUCAUAAUAUAUAGUGGACUUGAUUAUAAAAUGGUGAUUCUUUUUGUUGUUC
Molecule: messenger RNA, 4064 nt
Organism: Malania oleifera
Lineage: Eukaryota; Viridiplantae; Streptophyta; Magnoliopsida; Santalales; Ximeniaceae
Exons: 20
Coding region: 271-3624 (1117 amino acids)
Biological process (GO): protein import into nucleus
Cellular component (GO): cytoplasm; nucleus
Molecular function (GO): nuclear import signal receptor activity
Source: RefSeq, a predicted model, not a curated record